Cephus cinctus (wheat stem sawfly) is the source of this 6158-nucleotide messenger RNA. RefSeq names its product protein cueball (gene cue). The record is from RefSeq and is a predicted model, not a curated record. The coding region runs from base 148 to 1950 and encodes 600 amino acids. Lineage: Eukaryota; Metazoa; Arthropoda; Insecta; Hymenoptera; Cephidae. The transcript is spliced from 7 exons.
CUCAGUUUGAUCAGUUGGCCCGACGCCGUUGAACAUAGCGGAGUCUUGUGACGGGUUUAGCAUUUGUUUUAGCUAUUCAAUACCGUACGGCCCUCUCGCGUAAUACUAGACAUUUCGAUCCUCGGAAUUCUCGAAUGAAAAAUCAACAUGACCUUUUAUAAAUUACGAGAGAUAACGUUGCUGUUGAUGGUUACAUUUGUAACAGCAGCAAGCGCUGGCAGAUCGUGGGAUUUGGCGGUGGCGAUCGGUCAUGAAAUCGACUUUUUUGCACACAAUGGCUCACGCACUGGACAUGCCGAAAUUGCCGAUGCCAGAAGUCUAACUGCUCUAGCGUAUGACAAUGCCACCCGAACAAUGUUUCUCAGCGACACAAGAAACAAAAACGUAUCGAUAUACAGUAACGAUCUGACGGUGAAGAAUUUCAAACCGAAGUCGCUAUUGAAAACAGACAACAUAACUUACAUCGUAGGAAUGGUUUUUGAUCCGAUAUCGCGUACUUUAUUUUGGACAGACGCUAAAGUACAAACAAUAAUGAAAAUGCAUAUACCAUUGAAUGGCGAUCUUGGAGAACCAGAAAAACUUCACGACCUAAAAUACAGUAUACCAGGCGGCAUAGCUUUGGACAUUUGCAACAGGUUCUUGUAUUGGACAAACAGCAAUCGCACUAAUCCUACUAUUGAACGAUCGCUGGUCGACGGUAGCAACAGAACCGUGGUGAUAAGUCGCAAUUUAUACGAACCAAUGGACAUAGCAGUCGAUCACGAAACCGGCAAAUUGUACUGGGCCGAUGACGUAGAAGGAAUUUCCUUUCAUAUUGAGCGGAGCAACAGUGAUGGAACUGAACGCGAAUUGCUGGUUAACAAUAGGCACCAGCGGCCAACAUAUCUUACCGUCGAUCAUGAUCGAAUUUACUGGUCGGAUACCGUAUCCAGGACGAUAUGGAUGAUUAAAAAGGACAAAAAAUCUGUCGAGACAUUCGAAAAGUUCAAAUCAUACGAGUCACGCGUAGACGCGGACCCUGCUGGUAUAAUAACGCGCGAUAAUAUUGAUCAAAUUAAUUGCCAGGCGAUAAGUGCAUUGCAGAAAAACACAGCAAGAAAAAUUACACAGGAAACUGUAGCGAGAUCUUACAACAACCUUACUACCAGUACCGAAGAGAUGGAUUCGACAACUGAGAGGUCUGAAGGAUCAUGCCUCAACAAUUCCACCUACAAUCCACUUAGCAGAAGUUGCAUUUGCAAAUCAGGAUUUAAUGGUUCUCUUUGCGAAACAUCUGUAUGCUACAACUACUGCCUGCAUGGGACACUAUGUACCAUAAACAAGUUGGGUGUAGCUCAGUGUGAAUGCGGAAGUUCUUAUAGUGGGAGUAGAUGUGAAAAGGAUCUUUGUGAUGGUUAUUGCCUGAACGACGGUGUCUGUACCAUAGAAAAUGGUGCACCAUCUUGCAAGUGUAAAAACACAAGAGGGCCACGCUGUGAAAACACCAAUGACUUUUACGAAAUAUGUACUUUGUUUUGCAAGAGUAAUCCACCUGCUUUGAAGAACUACGAUACUAGUCUUUGCAAUUGUACCCGAAGUAACCAGACUGAUACUAUUAUAUCUCAGGAAUAUAAAAUGGAGCGCAACUUAUUACUACCGAUUCUCGGUACUCUUAUCGGUGUACUUAUUAUUCUUGUAAUUACUCUAAGUAUCUACGUGAACAAACUCCGUCGACGUCCACGCAUCAAGAAGCGUUUCGUCGUUAGCAAGACCGGUGUGACACCACUUACUUCGCGACCGCAAAUGGCCAGUGACCAGUGCGAGAUCACUAUUGAAAACUGCUGCAAUAUGAACAUCUGCGAAACACCAUGUUUUGAACCAAAAUUACGAAGCGCGCCGACCAAGAGUGUCAAUACCAAAAAGGAAGAGAAGAACUCUUUGCUGGAUAGCAUGGAAGGUGAUUCGUGCUAGCACGAGCUAUUGUCAUACUACAAUCGUAUGAUAAUAAACUGUGCAAAGAAUGCACGGACUCCGUUUCGGGCCUUUAAGGAGACUGUGUUCUUGAAACUCAAUACACAUACUUACAUGUUGAGAGAGACAUUAGUAUUGUUGUUAAGUUUGUAAUGUUGGCGUCUCCAGGAGACGCACAAGAGCCAAAAGUUUUUAACUCCGUCAUUUUUAGUUAAUGCAUAGAAUGAGAAACAAGGCGGCCACCACACCGAAGCCUUAAUUCUUAUAUUUUAUGCUCGUAGGGCUGUGCUUAUAGUAUACAUGUAUCGUACAGCUGUUGAUGAUAAACAGCUUUUAUUACGGUAUAAUUUUUUACAGAGUUAUCUCAGGGUUGUCUCUUGCAACUGUUUCUUUUUUAUUUUGGAGUGCAAGCACUUCAGAAUUUUUUAAAAGCAGAAUACGUUGCUGUUAACAACUCCUCUUAAAUCAAUUUAAUAUCAUGGAAGAUCAACUUUGAUGAAACAAUAGGCAGGCGAAAUCACCAAGAUUUUCAUGCGUUAUUAUUGAAAGUGAUGUGUAAAUGACAGAAACUUUUAUUAAUAUUAUUAUAUAUUAUUUAAUUGAGAGUUCUGUUUAAUUCGUCAAUGAUUUUCUUUUUGGCUAUUCAUAGACUUGCGGAAUUGAUAUUUUAUUUGAAGUUGCUCCAAAAUAUUUUUAAACCGUUCUAUGAUGUUGCGUUUGAAAAAAACGUAACGGAAUUUUGUUGUGGCACUUUAAAAAUCAAGGCUCAUUCUUUUGAAGGAAUGACAUCAAUGACACGCGUGAAUGCUUAAUACUUGUUUGAAUAUCUACUGUUAUUUAAAAAAAUGGUUGUGCCAAACAUCUCAAUUAUGUUUGUGGUUCGAAUGGCUUUCAAAAAACUUUCAAUUCUGUACUGAUAAGAUUAUCGAAUAGUCAACAUUUUUUUUGCUUUUUCUCGCUAUCACUGCUCUGUCUUAAGGGGGUAAAGGACUAAUGAAACUUAAAAAAAUAGACUUUUUCAUCAAGUUCAAUUCCUUAGAAACUAAAUUAUUAUCGAACCGGUACUUUUUACAGUUUAUUGUGCAUGUGUCUUUUGAAAGAAAGAAGUUUUUGAUAUAUUCAAAGUUAUACAAAUUACUAAGUGCUGAAUAUUGCUCUGCGUAGCUCGCAGCCUUCAAUCUAUGGACGUAAUCUCAGGUGAACCAAUUAUCUGAAAGCAAAAUGCUUUGAAACGAGUAAUUUAUAUUCUCAAAACUAGAACAUGGAACUCUUUGGGCGAAUUUCAAAGAUAAUUUUUUAAGUUCCAUACAUAUCUAAUUUUUUUUCAUUUUUACGAAAAAAAUUCUUGUCAAUUAUUUGUAGUUAUUUUUCAACUUAUACAGUGCCCUUGAAGAAGUUUCAUGUUGUAGAGAAAGGUAUUUUGCAAAUUAAAAUUAAAUUUCAAGUGAAAAUAAUUAUUCGUUCAAGAGUUAUGAUGUCCACAUGUUGAAAAGUGUAACUUUGAGAUAAAUGACUUUAAAGUUCCUCACGAAAGACACACAGGCCUGUAAACACCGUAUAUCACUCAAGGAGCCUGUUACUCUAUUCCGCACUCACUUACGAUUAACACUCACUUCCGUAAAUUUUUUAAUUUUUUUCAAUCCGCGAAUUUUUUUGUAAUACUCGUAAGGGACGAGGCUUUCAGAUCCAGUAAUUUAAAAAAAAAAUAUAUUUUUUUAUUUCAAUAGUCCUGUACCCCCUUAAUGUCUUUUAUACAUCAUUGUCAAAUUUUUGUAUGAGCACAUUGAAAAGCGGCACUUUGCGUUAUUUUAAAAAUUUAACAAGAUCCAUCCGAUAGAUUUAUCAGUGUACGCACUAUAUUCACAAUUAAAAAUGGUAUCGCUGUCAGUGAAGUGGAAGUGGUAUCGUAACCAAUUGACAUGGUGUAUCACAAGAAAAUGCGCAGGGAUUGAAUUUUAAAAAUAACUUUGAUUGUCAUUGGUGUCAUGACAUUAUGAUAAAAUACUUAUGUAGAACUGCUUGCAAAAGUGGCACGAUAUACAGUGGACAAUAGCGUCAAUGAUGUGAAGAAUAAUAGCAAACGUUAAAAAAGAAAUUAACGGCACCAACGAUAGUAGCAUUAACACAAAUAAGCUAUCAGAUACGGUGGCUCGUAUUAGAAGCCAGUCCGUUAUAGAACUGGUUUUAAUAACUGCACUCGAAUCACAAAAAUUUAGUUACGCUAUGAUAAAACCAAAAAAAAUAAUUUGCAUACAGUUGUAUCCUAAAACCGGUGCUGACGUUGUAUCUGCUAGUAGAAUCCAAAAAGAAAAGUAUGAAAUGUCAUUUGUAUUUCAAGUAGCACAGUGUAAAUACUUUUUGUUCGUAGUACAAUACUGUCAAAAUAUCCAAUCAUUACGAAACGAAUGUUCACAUGCGGAAUUGUACAAUAUUGUUUCAUUGUUUAGAAGACUUCACAAUUUCUAUAAUCUUUAGUAUCCACUAAAAUAUUUAUUCUAUCUAUUCAUCCAUUAAAAUAUUUAUUCUACUUAGAGGGCUCCGCGAGUGCUGCAAAAUUUAUAGUUUCGAGGCUCACAUUUAAUUUAACCGGUAAUACCUGUGUCAGGUACAAAUUGUACAAUUUUUCUUCAAUUGUACAUCUCGUACGCGGUGGAUCAAGUCGAACAAUAGAACACAUUAGUUUAGCAAUUAAGCAUUAGUUCAUCAUUGGUAAAACAUGGUAAUAUUUCUUAUAUAUUUAUCCACGUGGAUUAAUUUUUAUUUUUAAAAAAUUAUAAAAAUACCUUGUGUCAUUCUUGGCCAUACAAUUUUGAAGAAUGUACAUUGGCUAAAACAUAUAUGUAUGUAACGAAUAUGACACAAAAUUCUCGUUGUUCUGUCAACGAUGAUAGUUAAAAAGAAAUUUAGGCCGAAUCGCUGCCAGGUGAAGUAAAGUGGGACGCGAUAUUUUGGGCGUGUCUUGUAAACGUUUUUUUGGUUUCUUCUACAAGAUCCAUGAAACGCAAGGUAAGCUGCGCGCUUAUAUGAAUGAACAAUCGUGUGCAUGUGUAAAUAUAUUACUGAAGGAAUGCGAAUUGACAGCUUGUAUCAUUAUAUGAUAUCUCUGAUAAUGUUGUUCCUAUUAUUGACAGUGCGGGUGGAAAAAAGGGGAAAGCAGGCGAUAAUGAAAAUAUUAUUUAAGAACGUACGAUUUACACGUACCUACUUUUCUGCGUUUCUUUAUACAUGCAAGCGUCAUCUGUAAUAUUAACAACAAAUUAUUAUAAGCUCUUGAUCGAACAGUUUGCUUUUUUUGACCAAAAACGCAUAGUGGCCAGUUAUGUCUUAUUGCGUUUCAUUGAUCCUUUAUAUAUUCAUCUUUGAUAUAUAUAAGAAUCCAAAUAUCAGAAUUGCAAAGGAUACUGGGAGUUUGUAUAACUCGAAUCAAGCAACAAGAUUGGUUACUUAAGCCACUGCGCAUUGUGAAAAUACUUAAUUUGAAUACUAUAUUUGCGGACUGUGGUAUCUUCCUGAAUGGCGAUCGAUAGAAAAUUUAUAAAUGAGAAAAAUUAUAAGGUUAACGAAGGGCGUACUUAAUCACAAUGUUGUAUGCAAUUUUCUUUUAGUCAGACGUAUUCGAAAAAUUUUUAAUGUGUUUGGUAAUUUAUGGUAAAAGAUAUUUUUUUAUAUUACGCAACAGACAUUCUUUGCUACUAUUUUGUGCAGAUACGAGUAAGUGUUAACUAUGUUUUCCAGCUGCGUACAAGCACAAGAAUCGAAGUUCAAUAUAAUAGUAUGAAGAGCUAAUUUGUAUGCGAAGAGUUGUGCUAUACAGUUACAUAAUAUUAAUUUAGUGUUGUAAGUCACUAAUGGAAAAUAGCCCUCUCCCAGACACUCAUCCCCAGAGAUGGGAUAGUGAAUUUAUGGUGAAAAGGAUAUGGUCCCAAAUAAUUAUUAUAUACUGUACUGAUGCAUUGUAUGAAGCCCAAUUCAUAUCAUGGAAUCGACCUAUCAUCACUAUUACACGCAUCGAAAUAAAUCCUGUUGGAAAUCAUAAAGAACUUCCUCAAGAAAACAGGCAAUGUAAAACAUCGUAUGCUAUUUCAUUUUAUAAAAUUUGUCAGAACUGCCGUGAAGGAAUUUGGUGUAUAUACAAUGCAACAGAUGGUCUAUUUCACGCUAUCGAUUUAUAUUGUAAUGAUUAUCGAGUAAUAAAAGAAUAAAAUGUC